AUGCUUGCCCUGUCUUACGCCGUGCAGAUGUCUUCACGGGCUCAAGCACGGAGACACCGGGUUAUACAACGUCGAACUGACCUCGCAUUUCUCGACGAAUGGAACAGCACCAGCAACAGUGAGAUCAAUGGUGCGAAUGGGCAUUCGUAUAGCUCAAGGCCUUUGACAAAAAGGUCAACAGGUGGAGAAGGCUGGACAGACUUAUCACAGCCGGAACCACGGUCAAGAAGCCAGCAAAAGCUUCGCGAUGCGUCUUUGCAUGACCACUUUAUCCUAGCCGGAGCACUGUUCCUCACAGAUGUCGUGGGAGGCUAUGUUUGCUGGAAAAUCAUACCAUGGAUAGUAUUUCUUGUUGCUAGAUUCCCGUUCAUCUCCGUGCUUCUGAUAGCGAUAUGGGUUCUUCGGCGUAUGAAGGCGGUGACGCCUAUUAUGAGGGAUGAUAGCGUCAGCUCCGAGCUGCACAACGGGGAGCAGGCUCUCAGCCAUCUGGCCAUGUCCAUCUCCUCAUCCAGGUUAAUCCUCGUCCUCCUCAUGAACGCAUGUAUCGGCUAUGUUGUCUUGAAAAAUUCCACGUUGACUCUCGGGUUGGGGAAUAUCACUGGUCUAAUGGGUAGAAGCCUCCCGGCGAUAAUCGAUUAUCCACGCACUGCCAUUGGGUUGCUUGCUGUCAUUGCCGCUGCAGUCACUAACCCUGGGAUAUUCACUGUACAAGAAAACCGGGAAAAUGAGCCAGAAUAUCUAAACCGCCCAGGUGAUAUUUAUGACGACGAAACCUCUGAACUCGAUAGCUCGGACGAAUACAACGACAACGACAUCUAUUCGCUCAAUGGCCCAUAUGGCAACACCAGAUAUCUGCCUCCAACACCACCCAGAGGUCUUCGCCACGCCCAGGCCCCUAGACCUAGACCAACCGCUCCCCUGGCCCCCAGAUCCCCACGUCCCUCUGGAGGUCCUACAGCCACACCUUCAGGACCACGCCUGAGAAGACCCCGCCACAUCCCUUUCCGAGUCCACACGCCGUUCUCCCUCCUCCAACCCUCCACCUGGCGCCCCAAAGAUGACUGGACCCACUGCCCCCCGUCCUACAUCCCCGUCCGCCACUCCACCUGGCUCUGUCUCCGCCAAACCCAAUCACGCUUCUGGGCCGCGCGCCGUGCCGACCUCGCAUGCAUUGCACUGUGGAUGUGGGAGUGCAUCAAAUUCCAGCGCAACGUCAUCACCGCCUUAUUUGUCAUCGACCUCGUGACGGCCGCGAGUUGGGGCCAGCCAAUGCAGUAUCGCUGGUUCCCCCGCAACGCGAGGCAGAUUCGUGGGCUGGUUUGGCUGGAUAGGGAGGUCCCUGGGCAUGCGUUUGUUUUGGAUGUUUUUGAAUUUUGGAAGGGGUGGGUGGUUGGGCUGGGAAAGGUCUUCCUUUGGAAGUUGCCGAAGUGGGUUUUGGGGGGUUUGGUGAGCUGGCUGGUGCCGACGGUGGCGAGUGUGAGGGAGGAGGAGGUGCAGGAGAAGAAUUGGACGCGGACGAAGAAGGGGUAA
This is a messenger RNA of Plenodomus lingam JN3, 1530 nucleotides long. RefSeq lists its product as uncharacterized. NCBI's taxonomy places the organism in Eukaryota, Fungi, Ascomycota, Dothideomycetes, Pleosporales, Leptosphaeriaceae. The record is from RefSeq and is a predicted model, not a curated record.